AUGUCUCGUAUAAACAGUAAAGAUAAACGCAGAGUUAGUAAUGUUCGAAAACGUGCGCAUGCAGAAAACAAUAGUACUACUACUAGUGAACAAGAAGAAACCCAACUUAAUGCUAAAAGUUCAAAUAAUCCGAGUUACGUAUGGCAUCACUUUACGGUUUUAGAAGAUAAGGUUUAUGCUCAAUGCCAAAUAUGUGAUAGAAAAGGAAAAAGUGUAAAGUAUGUAUUUCAUGGCACCACAAGCAAUAUGAUAUAUCAUUUAGAAAAUGAACAUGGAAUCACGAAAAAAAAUCCUACAGGCAAUGUGGAAGAUGGAAAUAUUGAAGAUUUUUUUGAAGUUGCUCAUGGGAAGGCUGCCCGCAAAAAACAACCAAUUAUUGAAAUCGCCAUGUUAACUUGGAUGAUUGAUGACUGUCAACCACUUUAUCUUUUGCGGUCUCAAUCUUUUAAAUCAUUUAUGGAAGUAGCAUUGCCUGAAUUCAAAGUUCCAAGUGAUGAUAAAGUACGACGUAUGAUUAUCAAUGCAUAUACCCAAUCGACUAGGCAACUUACAGAAUUAUUACAAGAUACUUAUUCUGUUAGUAUUACUACAGAUCUGUGGUCUUCACGUAAUGAUGAACCAUAUAUUGGAGUUACAGCCGGAUGGAUAGAUUCUAAAGAUUGGUCAUUAAAAGAAGCGUUACUAGCUUGCGAAAAAAUUAAUGGAAAACAUACAGGCGAAAAUAUUAAAAAUGCUUUAGAGAAAGUAAUUGAACGGUUUCAACUUAAGCGAAAAUUAAUUGCCGCCACCACUGAUAAUGGCAAGAAUGUUGUAAAAGCUAUCCGAUUAAUGAAAACUUCACAUGUGCCAUGUGCUGCUCACACACUUCAUUUAAGUGUAACUAAAGGUCUCAAUGCUACUGGUGCAUUCAAGAAACGUGUUACAAAUCUUAUUUUAUUUUUUAAUGGUAGUCCUAAAAAUACAGAAAAUCUUAGAGAUGCGCAAUGCAAGUUAAACUACCAAAAGGUGUAUGAAGUUCUUUUGGAUGUUCGAACCCGUUGGAACUCGACGUAUAUUGCAUGGAAACGUUUACUUGAACUAAAAAAUGCUAUACUUUACCUUGUUACUAUUUUAAAAAUUUCUUCAGAGAAGGAUGAUAAAGAUGACGCUGACUAUUUGGAACAAAUUAAUUUGACAGAAUUAGAAUGGAGGUAA
Scutellospora calospora is the source of this 1194-nucleotide messenger RNA. NCBI's taxonomy places the organism in Eukaryota, Fungi, Glomeromycota, Glomeromycetes, Diversisporales, Gigasporaceae. The record is from the annotation of a GenBank genome assembly.